Molecule: messenger RNA, 698 nt
Organism: Patiria miniata (bat star)
Lineage: Eukaryota; Metazoa; Echinodermata; Asteroidea; Valvatida; Asterinidae
Product: 60S ribosomal protein L36-like
Exons: 4
Coding region: 94-420 (108 amino acids)
Biological process (GO): cytoplasmic translation
Cellular component (GO): cytosolic large ribosomal subunit; ribosome
Molecular function (GO): structural constituent of ribosome
Source: RefSeq, a predicted model, not a curated record
GAAAAUUUAGGCGCUAUGUUUCACAAGUCAAAGGUCAUUUCCCACAAUGCUUCGUAACUUCCUUUUCGUGGGUUGCCCUCAAAAUACCUCAAUAUGGCAAUCCGGCAUGACAUGUGUGUUGGCCUCAGCAAAGGCUUCAAGACGACCAAAAAUGUAGUCAAACCCAAGAAAAAGGGGCCACGCAAGCACGUCAAAUUUGUACGUGAUCUGGUUCGUGAGGUCUGUGGCUUUGCGCCGUACGAGAAGCGCUGCAUUGAAUUGCUGAAAGUCAGUAAGGACAAGAGAGCGCUCAAGUUUUGCAAAAAGAGACUUGGAACGCUCCGUCGCGGACGGAGAAAGCGUGAGGAGAUGAUUGCCGUCAUCGCUGCCCAGAGAAAGGCGCAAGCGGGCGCCACACAAGCACAGACCACUGCUAAAUAAUCAUCUUUAAAAACAUGAAAAAAAACAAUGGCAUCACUUCCGGCAUCUUAAUAAGCAAAUAAGUCAAGAACAUUAGGCACAGACAACUUUUUGUGGAAGAACUUGAAAGACUCUUAAGUAAUCUCAUACAGCUAGAUUUUACUGCAGUUCAUUGUUUUUGCAAAAGCUGACUUGAUGAUCUUCAUAUCUUCCGAAGUCCUGUUUUACAUUAAUUAGUGAACGGGUUGUUAUAUUGAAGUUGAAUAAAGGAGAAAAGUUAAAAGCUGGAAGUUGCAAAA